UCACUGGUUGUGAGUGCAUAAAGAGCCACCAAGAAUAUGAUUUCGCUUCUUGCUAAGAAAUAACACGAUAUCUCUUGGUUUUGCGAUGCAUGUGCAGUUGUUGAAUACUUCCAGCCUCGUUCAGCGUUCUUAGAAAGAAGAGAAGUGACCUGUAGGGAGUAAAUAACGAUACUAAUAUCGGAGGAAUGAGCUUCUCAAUAUGUCGAGUGCCCAGCAGUAAAUCGCGUAGGCACGUGGUCGUUUAGUGAAGAGGGAAUUAUAGACGAAGAAGAGAGACAAACGAAACCUCCUGCACGCACAAAAAAACAACAACAACAAACAGAAGGAUAGUGAACAAUAAUUACAAAAAGAAAACGAUAACAACGACGCAAAAUAACAAAAUAAAAACGAGGAGAGGCGAAAAAAAAAAAAUGUUACGAGCCGGCAAGAGAGAGGGAUGGAGGCCUGUGGAAGGAGGACCAUCGUUGCCUCGCUCGUUGGCGUUGCUGUGUGCCUUGGCGUUGCACCAGGCAGUUGCAUUCAACGUGAACCUUGAAGAUUUUCAAGUCUUGCAACCGCCGACGCAGACUGGGAUUCAUUUUGGCUUCUCUCUCGCUCAUUUCUUCAAUGGAACGGACAGAAGGGUCCUGGUGGGGGCUCCUUUGGCCAACACCUCGCAGGACGUGAGCCAGCCUGGCGCCCUCUACACGUGCGACCUCGGCAGCAGCCCCUCGUGCACGCAGGUGGAGGUGGACACACGCAACGCCGACGACAAGUACAGACCUUGGAUUCACGAGGACAAGAAGGACCAUCAGGGCCUCGGCUUCUCGCUCGUCGCCUCCGAGGAGAUCGUGGUGGUGUGUGCCCCACGAUGGCACGUCUAUGAGAAACUCCUGGGCGGUGAAAAGGACUUGGCAUCAGGUAUCUGUUUCUCUGCAAAUGCUCCGGAUUUCAACAAGUUCACUGCCUUUUCACCUGCCUACGACGUAACAAUUGCUAAGGACGUGAGUUAUACAAACAACGGGACGUGUCAAGUGGGAAUGAGCAUGUCGUACAGCAAGGACACGAAGUCGAUUUCUUUCGGAUCUCCUGGGUGCUGGAGCUGGCAGGGCGACGUCUGGGACAUCAGUAAGGACAGCCUGUCGGACACGAAUACCUUCCGUCGGGCUGAGCAAAUCGACUUCAAGGACGUCGGCCUCUCCAGCAGCUCCGAGGGCAGGUACUCAUCUCUGGCAGACCUCUAUCUGGGCUACAGCGUUGCUAGUAUUACGUACGCCCGUAAGCCUGCUAUUGUGUCUGCCAUGCCUCGGCCUGUCUCCACGCAUGACUUGAGGGUAGAGGAGAAGAAUCGCGUGUUUGGUCCAGUGAUUCUGAUUUUCGAGAAUGACCAAGAGACAUUGAAAGUUCUGGACACCAUUAAACCGCCAAUAAAUACGACCAAUAACUUCGAAGCCUCUGUGGACAGCAUGUUUUCUUAUUUCGGUUACUCGCUGACGGCUGCUGACCUGAACGGCGACGGGUUGGACGACCUGGUGGUGGGGGCGCCCUUGUACCACAACCACUCGCAUCACGACCAGGGCGCUGUGUUCGUGUACAUGCAGAAGAAUUUCGCUUAUGGAGGCGACGGUGUUAUGGGCACGGAGAUGAAACUUGAAAUUGAUUCUCCGUCUCGAAUGGGCCACGAAUCCUACGGUCGCUUCGGCAGCUGCGUGGCUUCCGUCGGCGACCUCGGUGGCGAUGGAUUCCAAGAUAUAGCUGUCGGCGCCCCGUUUCUGGAAAGCGGCGGGAAAGUGUUCAUUUAUCUCGGAUCAGCCGAUGGACUUAAGAAAACGCCGAGCCAGGUAAUAGACGCAAGGGAGAUGGACGCGUCCGUUCGUCCGCUCAGAGGCUUCGGAUUCGCCAUCGCCCAGAAGCUGCCUGACGCAGUGGGAAAUGGCUUUGACCUCGGAAUCGGAGUCUUCAAUUCGGAUAAGGUUUUAGUGUUCAGGACGAAAGAAGUAAUUACGGUGGAAUGGAACGUGACUUUCGAUGGGAGAAUGGACCUUACGGUCGAGAACUGCUUCUACACGGGUCCGGGUAUGACACCAGGAAAAUAUCCUUGUGUUGGGAUGGAGACCUGUUUCCUUUAUCGGGCCAUGAACGCCAAGACGAAGACGAAGCAGACUUUGGAGUUUACCAUAAAAUUAGAAGCAGAUAUUAAGCAGCAGGAGAAGCGACUGUUCUUUAGUAACGGCCUCUCGGAGACGAAUCUGACGUUUAGCCAAGAGAAGGACAGUUGGUCGUGUCGGGAGGAAAGUGUGUUGGCCAAGAAGGACAUCAAGGAGCUAAUCCAACGCUUUGUUAUACGAGCUGAAGUUGCUAUGAAGAAAGAAGCAUCUCAGGCAGUAUGUAUACAUCUGCAUUUGUAA
Messenger RNA from Penaeus monodon (black tiger shrimp), 2387 nucleotides. RefSeq names its product integrin alpha-8-like. Gene Ontology annotation, biological process: cell-cell adhesion; cell-matrix adhesion; integrin-mediated signaling pathway. Lineage: Eukaryota; Metazoa; Arthropoda; Malacostraca; Decapoda; Penaeidae. Gene Ontology annotation, cellular component: integrin complex; external side of plasma membrane. The transcript is spliced from 15 exons. Bases 411 to 2387 code for a protein of 658 amino acids. The record is from RefSeq and is a predicted model, not a curated record. Gene Ontology annotation, molecular function: integrin binding.